Molecule: messenger RNA, 2468 nt
Organism: Phalacrocorax carbo (great cormorant)
Lineage: Eukaryota; Metazoa; Chordata; Aves; Suliformes; Phalacrocoracidae
Source: RefSeq, a predicted model, not a curated record
UGUAUGUCUUGCUCCUACAGAUAUGAAUUGCACAAGCCAGUUAAAAAGAGUUCCCAGUGCUAUCUGGUACAAGCUACAGCAGAGAAAUCAGUGCAAAGGACCCAGCCACAGAGACCAAGCCACUUCUCUGCUUUCUGAAUUUUCUAAAUGUACUACGGGACUGCUUCUUCCUCAUACACGAUAGUAGAACCCACCACUCUGUGACCCGCAGUGAAGGACAGCAUUCAAGUGAAGGGUUUAUUAAUGAAAUAUGAUGGGGUAUGUACGUUUGAUCUUCCUAUCUACCUUCCUCUCGGUUUCCAUGACAUCUGAAACAUUUGAUGCAAUGGAAGGUGAGGCUUUAGUCAUAAAAUGUCCCCGACGGAAUUCAUUUGUGAAAGUCACCUGGUAUCACACAGAUACUAACAAAAUAAUUCCUGCAGAAGAGGAGGGAUCGCGAGUAUUUUCUUCAAAACUAUUUCUUUGGUUUCUGCCAACCUCUACAGAGGAUUCUGGAAACUACACUUGUGUUAUACAUUUUUCAAGUAAUCGCACAAAGUCAUUCAACAUGAGUGUGUGGGUGCAUCCAUACAAGAAAGGAGUAUGUUUCCCAAGUCAGAUUCGUUACCCAAAUGACACUGGAAGAGGAAAAAUCGUUUGUCCUACAAUUGACAAUUAUAAGAAUGCUACUCUCAUCCAGUGGUAUAAGGACUGCAAACCUCUUCAGGGAGAGAGAUACUUGCAGAAAGAGAAAUAUAUUUUUAUUAACAACCCAAGAAAGGAGGAUGAUGGUCACUAUACUUGUCGAUUCAUCUACACUCAUAAAGGAAAUGUGUUUAAUGUAUCAGCAACAAGGAUUUUCAUAAGUAAGGCAAAACACUCACCUCUACCUCCUCAAAUUUUAUUUCCAAAAGAUAAAGAUGUAAUAGAAGUGGAGCUUGGUGCUGCUUUGUCUCUGAAAUGUCAGGCCCGCCUGGGGAUUAAGAAACAGCCACUGGAUGUUGUCACAUGGGAUGUGAAUAACAUCCAGGUGAAAUACUUAGAUUUUUCAAGAUUUCAUGAAGAAAGUCAUUUUUUUGAAGGAUAUGAGCAAGAAUAUUACAGAGAGACCACUUUGCAUAUUACUGAAAUAAGAAAGGAGGAUCUGCAGGCAAAUUUCACAUGUGUGGUGGUGAAUGAAAUGCACAACACAAGGGCCACGGUGAGGUUACAACUCAAAGCACAAUAUGAGGUGGGUCUUCCUAACAUCCUCUUGAUUGUAGGAUCGCUAGUUCUGCUAGUUGCAAUAGCAAUCUCUGUUAUACUUUAUCAGUCCUUCCGAGUUGAUAUAGUCCUACUGUAUCGGGAGAUAUUUCAGCCCUAUUCACUCAAGGACGAUGGGAAGAUAUAUGACGCAUAUGUUAUCUACCCCAGAAGCCACACCAAUGAAGCUAACUUUGUGGAAUAUUUUGUUUACCAAAUCAUGCCAGAUAUUCUAGAAAAUAAAUGUGGAUAUAAACUGUGUAUUUAUGGGAGAGAUAUAUAUCCUGGAGAAGAUAUAGCAAGUGCAAUUGAGAAGAGGAUCCAUAAGAGCAGACGGCUGAUCAUCCUUCUAACGCAUCAGCUGAUUAAUUGUAAAGAACCUGCAUAUGAUCAACACAUUGCUCUAUACAAUGCCCUCAUUCAGAAUGAUACAAAAGUGAUUCUGCUGGAAAUGGAGACAAUUGGGACUUAUGAGAAGCUUCAGGAAUCUCUUAGGUUUAUUAUUAAGCGGCAAGGUACGGUCAAAUGGAAAGAGCGGCACACUGUGCACCCACAGUCCUCCAAUUCUAGGUUCUGGAAACAGGUGAGGUACCAUAUGCCACUGGCACUCAAAUCCUCAUGCUCAGCUAAUGCUGGGUGAACAGUGAGUCUAAGAAAUACUGGUAAACUGUCAGGUUAAACCAUGGGCCUGCAGUUCCUUUUCCUUUCAGUAGGUGCACGAUUUUACAGUCUGGAAGUCUGGCUGUGUUUCUGAAUUUUUUUCAGUCCUUCAGUUGAAUAACAAUGAGGUAAACUGGAGGAGGUCUGGGGAACUAAGGGAAGUUUUUAUAGGUAUGGGAGUUCUGUAAAUAAAUCAUUAUAGGCUGUAUGCAGAGCUCUGCAUGUCACAGGAAACAAAAUGUACCUAUACUCUGUCUAUAUAUACUUGUACAUAUAACUGGAAGUUUUGAUUCUGAGUAGCUGAAUGUUCUGCAGGUUUGCUUAACCUUUCUAAUGCAGUUGUUCAAACAUAAACUUCUUCUGUAUUAUUCAGCUGGAAAGCAUAAUGUGUAUUAUUCAACUAAAAUGUAUAAUGUUGUAAUUUUGUUCUUUUUUUUUCUGCCACUUAUUCCUUUAUGAUUCAAUAAUAAUACUCAUACUAUGAAAUUUUAUUCUUCCUUAGUAGGAAUACCUCAGUAAAGGCUCUUUUGAGACUGAUGUGAAUACAGCAUUAAAAAAAAAAAAAAGCUGUAUUAAGGGAAAUAAAU